GUGAAGUCUGAAAUCCGUGUUGCUUUUUUUCUUCCAAAGGAAGCCAUCGAGGCGUUCGUCUCUCUGCGGUCAGUUGUUUACGGAUUGAAACGAUGUUCGGGAGAGUCAGAUCGUCUUCUUCAGUGGAUUCCUUGGAGCGGCCGCCUUCCAAGGUUCUUAAAGAUGACCGUCUCUCCAUCUACGAGACUACCCUAAGGAAGCUUAAACUCGGUUCGCAACUCGACUCAAUCCUACCCACGGCCAAGGAUGAUGCCUUAGAGGAUGGAGAAACCAAUUCUUGCUCGUGUUCGUCGCGCACCGAGGCAAUGAAAACAGAAGCAUGCAACAGUCCAGCAUGUUUUCCAAAGGGUUCUCAUGAGUUAGCCAACCCAACUAAAAAAGAUUUGAUAACUGUAGAUUCAGAUUAUUCGACAAGUACUACUUAUACACAUGAAGCUUCCAGGGAUUGUCAAUCAACAGAACAUUCAACGCAGCAGUGUAGGAUGAAGAACUCUGUUGAGUACCUAUUCUCAAAGUACAAGAAUUCUCAAGGAAUUUCAACAAUCAUGGAGGAGGCGACGACGAUGACUGAGGAUAUUUGUUGUAUGGUUAUGUUACCAAGUUCUAAUGCAUCUCAGUCUAGUGAUAAUAUCAAGCUACAUUCAGAGCAAGAAUCCAUUGGUUCUUCGACUAUAUCAUCGGAAUCGAGUUCUAUAACUAACUUGGUGGCAUGAUCAAACAUUAGCCAUUCCAGAGUCGGUUGCCUCUUUCAAUGUGUAUCUGAACAUAGAGCUAAAUUAUGAGACGACUGAUGUUUCUAAUCCACCACUGUUAUUUGUUCA
Cucurbita pepo subsp. pepo (vegetable marrow) is the source of this 821-nucleotide messenger RNA. RefSeq lists its product as uncharacterized. NCBI's taxonomy places the organism in Eukaryota, Viridiplantae, Streptophyta, Magnoliopsida, Cucurbitales, Cucurbitaceae. The record is from RefSeq and is a predicted model, not a curated record.